This is a messenger RNA of Alnus glutinosa, 1830 nucleotides long. RefSeq lists its product as uncharacterized. Gene Ontology annotation, molecular function: GTPase activity; GTP binding; protein binding. Gene Ontology annotation, cellular component: cytosol; cytoplasm. Gene Ontology annotation, biological process: tRNA wobble uridine modification; tRNA methylation. The record is from RefSeq and is a predicted model, not a curated record. Bases 26 to 1720 code for a protein of 564 amino acids. NCBI's taxonomy places the organism in Eukaryota, Viridiplantae, Streptophyta, Magnoliopsida, Fagales, Betulaceae. The transcript is spliced from 9 exons.
CCACACCACAGCACCACUACCAACAAUGGCUCUUCUCCCAUCACUCCGCUUCCGCUAUCGCCUCUUCGCUCAGUCCUACUCCUUGAGAUCAACACAACCAGCCAUAGCUGCUUUGCUCUCAGUCUCACUCUCACGCUCCACAACUCCCAAAACCCUCUCUCUCCUCCUCUCAACUCUCUCCCACAAAGCCCCAGUAAAACCCCAUGCCACCCCCAAAGAGCCCACGCUGGUUCUGGGCAAAGACGAGCGCUUGGUGGGCGCAGGCGGUGCCCAGCCGGUCGAGAAUACGAGCCUUACCAUUGCGGCCAUUGUGACUUCGCUGGGUGGUCCGCCUGCUGCCGUCGGGAUCGUACGGCUGUCGGGUCCCUCUGCGGUGGCUAUCGCCGGCCGCGUGUUCCGUCCGGCGAGGUCAAAGAAGAGGAAGAGCCUUAAUGGCGGCACGUAUUCGUGGCGGCCCGCCAGCCAUGUCGUCGAGUACGGCGUCGUUUCGGACCCUCAUGGGAAUGUGGUCGACGAGGUUUUGGCAGUACCAAUGUUGGCCCCAAGAUCUUACACUCGUGAAGACGUGGUUGAACUUCAAUGUCAUGGGAGCGAAGUGUGUCUGAAUCGUGUGUUGAGAGCUUGUCUAGAAGCUGGAGCUAGGCUUGCAGAGCCAGGAGAAUUUACUCUCCGGGCCUUCCUAAAUGGCCGCUUAGACCUCUCCCAAGCAGAAAAUGUUGGAAAGCUGAUUUCAGCCAAGUCUGUGGCUGCUGCAGAUGCAGCACUAGCAGGAAUUCAGGGAGGCUUCUCUUCACUUGUGAAAUCACUAAGAACACAGUGCAUCGAGCUGCUUACUGAAAUUGAAGCUCGCUUAGAUUUCGAUGAUGAGAUGCCACCACUAGAUCUGAACCUAAUUAUGGCUAAAAUACAUGCCAUGUCACAGGAUGUUGAGAAUGCACUGGAGACGGCCAAUUAUGACAAGCUUCUGCAAUCUGGAUUACAGAUAGCAAUUGUUGGACGCCCAAAUGUUGGGAAAUCAAGCCUUCUUAAUGCAUGGAGCAAAAGUGAGAGAGCAAUAGUUACAGAAAUUGCUGGAACCACUCGGGAUGUGGUUGAAGCAAGUGUUGCUGUUCGUGGUAUUCCUGUGACCCUUCUUGACACAGCAGGCAUUAGGGAGACUGAUGACAUUGUGGAGAAGAUAGGUGUGGAGAGAUCUGAAGCAGUUGCUAUGGGUGCUGAUGUAAUUAUCAUGACAGCAAGUGCUCUUGAUGGUUGGACUUCAGAAGACACCAAACUUCUUGAUAGGAUUCAAUCUAAUAAGAAAUCAAUUGGAUCUUCCUCCCCAAUGAUUCUUGUAAUUAAUAAAAUAGACUCUACUCCUUCUGCUCGAACCAAAUGGAUUGAUAGGGAUUGCAAUUCUUUCAGUAAGCGUGUUUUUACAUGUGCUAUUACCGGCGAAGGAAUACAUGAUUUGGAGUCUGCAAUAUUAGAAAUUGUGGGUCUCAACGAGAUUCCUGCAGGGGGACGCAGAUGGUCUGUGAACCAGAGGCAAUGCGAGCAGCUUGCUUGGACCAAGGAAGCUCUUUCGAGGCUGAAGUCAUCAAUAGAGGAGGAACUGCCUCUUGACUUUUGGACGAUUGAUUUGAGAGAUGCUGCAUUGGCCCUUGGGCAGAUUAGUGGAGAAGACAUCUCUGAAGAGGUUUUGUCCAACAUAUUUGGCAAGUUCUGUAUUGGUAAAUAGAUAGUGGAUGUGUAUUUUAUGCAAUCCCCUGCCCAAAGAGGAGUGGUAUUGGAACUUGCAGAAAUUUUGGGAAAGAGCACUCUCUUUGGACCUCAUAAAAAAAAUAAACA